AGUUACUGACUCAAGGUGGCAUGGUAGGUCUGAACGUUUCCGCCCAGCCCCACGACGUCGCACAGGACUGCAGAGAUGUGUGCCUCAUAGUGGUUGGGUGCGGGCGUGACGCGAGGGAACUUGCCCGUCGUCGUUGCGCUGCGCAUGGCAGGCUGUUAGUACUUUGGACAGGGACGCCUCCCGCUGGCAGUUACCAACCAUCCAAAUUCACGUGGUGUCCACCGCCAACUUCUUUGUCCGAGCCGUGGACCUCUCGCAUCGUCUCCUGCACGCCGCGAGCUGACAUAUUGCGAGAGGUCGUCUAUGACUGCGCUGGGGAAAGGCCGCGAAAAUGGUGCAAACGUGGAGCUGACGUUGUGCUUUUAGAUAAAACUCACACCUAUCAGAUUGCCGAAGCCAACGGCGAGAAUUCGCUUAGUGGGCUUCGUGUACUCCAGGGGGGCAAGGUGAUCUGGGAGAUCACAGGUUGUGUAACGAUUGUCGGUCCUGGCUGCGAUGUUGAGCGCGUUCCUGUAGGAGUACAGAACCAAUAUGCAAUGCCAAUCCCACUGCACACGAACACGGGCAUCGUAUGCUGGACGUUGUAUUUUGCCAUAGUUUGUAUCCUUGCACUGCAUGCGGAGUCCAGCGAUUUCAAUACUUACAGGGGGCUUCCUUUCUGGAGAUCGCCUUUAUGGGUUGGCUAUGGACCUUUUGGUUACCACUAUGUGAACGAUAUGGUUUCGCCAUCUGCCUGCGGCCGCUAUGUUGGUCGGACGUGCCGUGUGCUAGCCGCUGUUCUGUGGGUCGGACUGUGUGUGACGCUGGCCACGCUGCCAGCUCGUCCCGAUCGUUUCCUCACGUAUUUCUGGGUAGCUGGCAUCGGUACCGGCUUAUACUGUGCAGUUGGUGUUCCAGUACAUCUCGUGUUGGUGGGAAGAUUACCAGCUUAUUGGAGAUGGACGUGUCUAUUUGUGUUGUGCACAUUGGGGUCAUGGUUUAUAUUCUAUGGCUUGUGCGCUGUGUUCGUUGCCCUCGGCCGCAAGUUUCCGGCCGUAGCUGCCAUUUUGAUGCCCAUCGCCGUGUCUUCAACGGAAGGUCUGACUGUGAGGGUGCUCGCUUACGGGUAUCGCCACUACGCUUACAAGGCGAACGCCUCGGGUGAUCAAUCCACAAUUCUCACCUGCGCAUUAUCACUGAUACACGCGUUCUCUGAAGGGGCACGCUUAGCAGUCGUCAUCAUGAAUACUGUUCGGACGAACACGUACAUGUGGGUAUUGUCAAUUAUAUGUUCUUUAUUGUUGAAUUUGGCAACUCGCAUGGGAUGGACAAGACUUGCUGUCAUGCGGCUGCUGCAUCUUGUCAAGUCCGGGUCAUGGCAUAUCCUUCGCCCAAGUAUGUGCACCCUAGUACACACGCAAGCAAAAUUUCAGUUGGGUUAUGUACGUUUCACUGCACCACUCGCAAUCGGAUUCGUGCGUGGCAUUCUCAAAGGGCGAUCUCCUUUAUCCAACUCUUCAGCAGUCUUGGCGGUGGGUUUCGUUUUCAUGUUUGAGUUAGUAGAAGAUCUCAUUGUUUGGAAUGAGUGGCUUCCAUAUGCUAAGCCAUGCGACCAUUUCCCAGAAUAUUAUACAUGGUAUCGUAACAUUGGUCGCUUCGAUCCCCUCCAAAGCUACACCAUCACUUCAAAGCCACACUCCGGCACGUCAUUCGAUGAUGUCCAGGCCAGCAGUCUCUCAGUUGAGCCCGCUCCUGAGGAGGUGGUGAGUCGUCCAUUGCCGCUUCAUGGAGCACGCCGCCUGAGCUUCACGAUGCAUGUCAUCGCCGUGGCGCCCGCAGCCCUGUUUAUUCUCUGCGCUCUGCAGCUGUUUCUCGGAGCUGGCUAUGUCAGUGGGCGUUGCGAGAGCCCUCUUGAUGAUAUAUUGUCCCAAGCCUUUCUAGUGGCCAUGCAUGCGCCGUGCUAAUAAGUCUGCGCUAUUCUUGUCUUCAGGUAGUGGUCGCCAACGUCUCCUUCUUCGUCGCCUCUUUGCGGGCAUCACUUUCAUCCUUGGCGUUUCCUUGCCCCUGCUCGGCCGGCGUGGAACAUAAGGCACAACACACACAAGCUUUUGGAGGUCCGCCGCGACGUAACGAUGCAUUAGUUCUCUCCCUGUCGUCCCUUCCUCCUCGCCCACCUUGUCCUCUUUCUCCUUGCUAGGCGCCUUGAGGAGAACACAGGUUGGCGCGGGCAUGCCAGUGGAGUGUCGGGCUGUACCCUGUGGCACGCCAAAGCCGGCUUGGGUUUUCUUGUCCACCUGUAUUGUCCAUUCAGUUCUUUGCUGGGCGCCUUUGCAGAGUGUCACCCUCAGUGCGUUUCACACUACACUGAUCAAUUGUCCUGUCCAGCGCACUGCCGGGGAGGAGGACCCGCGGACCCGCGCCACCUCCCUGCGGCCGCUGUUCUCUGUUCUUGUAAACUAUAUGUAUAGCUACAAGAGUCAGCGAUGAGGUGUAUAUGUUCCUGUUCCUAUAUUUUUACAAGCCCGGGCGGGGGGGAAACCCAUCACCCCCCCCCCAAACCGGACUCCCGGGAUCUGGAUCUGGGGCUCUGGGACCCUUCGGACGGGCCUCGAAGCGGCCUUCCGGGCCUCGCAGGGCGUUUUGCCAAGCCUUCGCAGCAC
Messenger RNA from Prorocentrum cordatum, 2639 nucleotides. Lineage: Eukaryota; Dinophyceae; Prorocentrales; Prorocentraceae. The record is from the annotation of a GenBank genome assembly.